AUGGCUCUUGUGAACGGGACAAGUGCAGAAAUCUGCUUCCAAUUGGAACGUUUAUUCCUUCGUUUGGCCACAAUCGAGAAUGACCAAAAACUGGAGGCAUUCGUUCGGAAAUAUCUUCUGGAAAUCAUCGAGUGUACGUCCACUGGUGAGAGCGCUGUACGUGAUAAGGGGGUGGAAAUGUUGACACAUUUAAAUCGACGGAUCAAAAGUAAUUUGUCAGUUAUGUUGCCUCUGGAGGAUAUUGUGCAGCUCAUUGUCCUAACUUCACGCGCCUGGAUAGCAAUGGCACACAUCAACCAGGAAAAGUGGCCAUCACUGGAAUCGCUCAAAAAUCCAUCGUUAAAACCGGAAAUAUUACGAUUCUUCUCCGAUGUGUUAUUCUUCUCAGAUACAUCGUAA
Messenger RNA from Gongylonema pulchrum, 399 nucleotides. The record is from the annotation of a GenBank genome assembly. NCBI's taxonomy places the organism in Eukaryota, Metazoa, Nematoda, Chromadorea, Rhabditida, Gongylonematidae.